This is a messenger RNA of Anisakis simplex (herring worm), 1080 nucleotides long. The record is from the annotation of a GenBank genome assembly. NCBI's taxonomy places the organism in Eukaryota, Metazoa, Nematoda, Chromadorea, Rhabditida, Anisakidae.
AUGCUGAUCCUGAGCGACCAAUCGGAAGUCGAAACUGAGCAGUUUCGAUCGUUGUUUCUGCCAGAACUUGAAGCAAUCGGUUAUGCGGGGAUAUUCUCACCGAAAUCGCGUGCGAAAACGAUGAGUGAAGAGGAUCGAAAAUACGUCGACGGCUGUGCAAUUUUCUGGAAAUACGAUAAAUUUGAAAUGGAUCGUGAGCAUUUGAUUGAGUUCACGCAGGUUGCAAUUAAAAAAGCUCAAACUAGUGAACACAUGCUAAAUCGAGUGAUGCCAAGAGAUAACAUUGCAUUAUGUGCCGUACUUCGCAUCAAGGAGAAUGUUUAUUCAAGCAGACGUAUGGCAAUGUCACCUAAUGAGAACGUAGUGGGCAAUCCGUUGGUGGUUUGCACGGCCCAUAUACAUUGGGAUCCGGAAUUCUGUGAUGUCAAAUUGAUUCAGUGCAUGAUGCUUGUCCAAGAAAUUGGCAAUCUUUUGGACGAGAUUUCCGAGAAAUAUCGAAUAGCUCCUCAACAAACUCCAGUUUUGAUAUGUGGUGAUCUGAAUUCUUUACCUGAGUCAGGCAAGUUAAACAAUUUUUGUGAUUGCUUUAAGUGGGUGUAUUCGAGGGUCGAGUUGAAUGAAUGUGGAAUCAAAAACAUUUUAGGUGUAUUCGAGUUCUUAUCGAAAGGUGCAAUCGCAAAGGACCAUCCAGACCUGAAAGGAUUCCGCGACGACCCAUGUCUUAGUCGUUUGAGUGCGACCGAUGAUCCGAAAGUUUACACACAUGGAUUACGCCUAGACAGUGCAGUUGACGUGAACGCAUUGCCGUUCACUAAUUACACGUUAGAGUUCAAGGGCGUUAUUGAUUACAUAUUUUCGACGCCUCAGUCACUGGCACGUCUUGGAGUACUCGGACCACUGGACAUGGCGUGGGUACAAGCCAACAAGAUCAUCGGUUUUCCUCAUCCGCAUGUUCCAUCAGAUCACGUUCCAAUCAUGGCCCAAUAUGCGAUCUUUCCAACCAGCCAUCAGAGAUCACAACCAUCUGUGCAUCACUAUGGAAGCAGUCAUUCAAGUAAUUACGGCGCUGUUGGUAGAUGA